Molecule: messenger RNA, 5863 nt
Organism: Peromyscus maniculatus bairdii (prairie deer mouse)
Lineage: Eukaryota; Metazoa; Chordata; Mammalia; Rodentia; Cricetidae
Gene: Resf1
Product: retroelement silencing factor 1
Cellular component (GO): nucleus
Molecular function (GO): histone methyltransferase binding
Source: RefSeq, a predicted model, not a curated record
CAGGGCUGGGUCUCGGUCACCUCGGUCCCCACCCAGGGGCGCCGCUAGCGUCCCCGCAGCCCGCUAGGGUCGCGGCGCACGGGGCGGGCGCGCGGUCUGCGGUUGUUGGCCUGACGCGGGCGGGCUUGUUGCAGCUUCACGUUCCUUCCUGUCUCGGAAGGAGAAGCAGAGCUUUGUUUUGCUUUUCGGUUUCUUUCUGGCUCGUCUUCCGCGCCUUACACCGCCUCCGCCCCUGCGACCCGGCGGCAUUGCAUUGCGCUCCUCCCUCGAGCUGCCCAGGCCUGGGUGAACACCGCGGCCCGCAGCAUCUCGGAAGCACUUUGCAUUUGUGGUACUUUGAGUGCCUUCCUAGAAAAACGAAAAAGCAGGAUCAAAGGCGUGAACAUACACCUUGUGGGAGAGACUAAAAGGUAAAAUUGUAUUUACAGAUUUGUGACAUUCAAAACCACAGACUACAACAGUACUACUGCUAAAUCAGAUCAACUAUGAAUUGGAAUGCAAAGCCAGAGAAUGCUACCCAAAACCCACCACCGUAUUCUAAAAACCAGUCAUCUGUUUUGCAGCAGUUUUUAAUGCCUUCUACAACUUCUCAAAGUUCUUUUAGCUGUCUUGCACAGAACCAAGAAGCAUGCAUGUAUCCCAGUAAUUCAAAUUCAGCUUCACAGCCACUUCUGAAUGUCAGGAGUUAUGUAGCUCCUCAGAUCUCCAAUAUGCAUAAUAGGACUGUUGUGGCCUCACAGACUUCAGUAGAAAGAGUCACGUACCCAAAUGUUAAAGGAGCCCAACAACCAAACCACAAUUUGCAAACAGUGUCUUCAGGAGUUAUGCAAAAUGUCUGGAUGAACUCACCAAUGAGGAAUUUUAUGCCUUCUCAUACAGAGGCAACUGUAUCCCAUAAACCUGAUGGUGGGACUAAUAUGCCUUAUAUGCAUGCACCACAGAGUCAGCUUGUCACAUCCGAUACCUAUUCUGUGCAACUACAAAUGACUCCUUCAAAUUCUGUAAGAGUUCCUAUAACUUAUCAAGGAAAUUAUCAAGGAAAUCAGGGACUUAACCACUCAAUACCAGAUCAGCUGGUUGACUGGACACAGUGCACAUCUAAUGAUCUCACUUACCCAGAUUACAGGACACCUACAAAGCAGUAUCCUUAUUUACCACAAAACUUUGUGCAAGACCCUUCUGUUCAGAAACAAAACUUUGUGCCAUCUACAUCAUUACAAGUUAAAAAUAAUCAGCUUCCACCUUCCACACAGUCAUUACAGUCAAAGCAUCCUGUACCUGUGUCGUCAUAUCAGUAUGCUGCAGAAGCCAGCAAAAGACUCCCUGCCCGGCCUUACAGCUGUAGAUAUGGAAGCCAACAAGUGCAAAAUUCUCAGCAUGUUUCUAGACACUUGCCUCUGGAAGUUCCUCAGAGUUCAGAAAUACAUUCAUCUGAAAAAAAGAAAGAUACUUACAAAGGCUUUCAACAGCAGUGGCAGAACACUAAUAAAAACGUCAGCACCAUUGGAAAAUUCUGUGAGUUGAAAAUAAAUACCAAACAGUCUUACAGUGACUCUGUUAGUUCUUCUGGGGAUGGUCUUCACACUCUUGUUCAAAAUAAUCAAGAGGAAAGAAAGUAUUCCUGCAAUCCAAGUACAAAUCAAGUAAUAGACACAAAUGCCACAAAAGAAAAGCUGGUGAGGGAUAUUAAAUCACUAGUAGAAAUCAAAAAGAAGUUUUCAGAACUUGCAAGAAAAAUUAAAAUUAAUAAAGAUCUUUUGAUGGCAGCUGGUUGUAGUAAAAAAGCCAAUAAUUCUUAUACUGAACCAACUCAGCACCCUCAAUUUUCAGCAAAAGAAGUGUCUGCUAAAAGUGAUGGUCACUGCUCCAUGGAAUUGCUAGCAACAUGUCUUUCGCUUUGGAAAAACCAGCCUCCAAAAAACACAGAACAUGUUCCAAAACCUUUAGAAGAAAAACAGUAUAAUGCAUCAAGAACCAGUACAAUAGCAGUUGGCAGUUCAAAUCCCACAAAUGAAGUUCAUGUUAAGAAUUUUUAUUCAGGUGUUAGAAAUUCUCAGAAAAUGACCAGCUCGUCACAAACAGUCAUGUCCGUUCUCACACCGAGUUACGAGUCUUCGGAUGUAGCUGUUGGAAAAGGAACAGAGCUUCAAAUUGCUGUGGUGUCGCCCUUAAUUCUUUCGAAUAUCAAUGCCUUACCUGGAAAAGCGUUAGCACCUGAGGUUGUACCUGAAACUGUGUAUCCAGUUGUUAAGGAAGGCAGUGUUUGUAGCUUACAAAACCAGCAGCCAGAAAAUACAACAGUAACUGCGGCUUUCCCCUUUGAUGUUACAGGAGCAGUAGCAAGUACUACUAUAUCAGCUGAGCCUUCCAUGCCCAUGCCUAAUGAAAAACAGCACAAACCAACACAGGAUGAUCUAGACAUAGCUGAUAGCAGCCUAGGAAAACACUCUCCCCUGGGCGCUGAAGCUCUGCCUAACCCUAGUGACAGCACCAUUGUGAGUGGACCUGUGUUACAGAUUGAAAGUAUCUGUUCUCUUGCAGAAGGUGAUGUGUCCUACAAUUCCCAGAUAGCAGAGAUAUUCAACUCUGUACAAAAUGAGCCCCAGAAACCUUCACCUAGUCAGCAGGUAAUCAAUAGUCAACAAGAAGAACAAGCAGGUGACACCACUGGAAGUAAAGACUUGGGUUUUCAGGAAGACAAGUGUGUGCAGUGUACAGAUGUUCCUCAUGAAGUCACUGAGCAGCCAGAGCUGCUGCAGCCUGUAGAGCCAGCAUCUAGUGAGUAUGUUAGAGCACACAGAGAAAGUCUAGAGGAAAGCAGUAAGGAGAACAUUGGUGGAAAAGAAACAGCUAAGGAUGUGUGUUCACCAGCUGCUGUUCAGCAAGAUCCUCACCCUCAGGAAACUGAUAUGGUCAGCAAUAAGUCAGGCCACAGUCUUCCUGAAAUAAAUGAGAUUAAUGAUGAAAAUGAAUCUGUCUCAUACCUACAUGACCAGCUGUCAGAACUUCUAAAAGAGUUCCCUUAUGGCAUUGAAACUAUGACCAGACAUGAAGUUUCUGUGGGCCAACAAAAGACAAAUAAAAUCUCAGAAAAUCAGACUGGUAGUAAAAUUGGUAAUAUGCCUGGGGAUAGCACAGACCAAAUAAAAAUUACAGUAUUAAACUCAGAACAAAUCAAAGAAUUAUUUCCUGAAGAGGAUCAGCUCUGUGACUUAGACAAAUUGGCAGAACCUGAGAAUAGAAAAGUCCGUGCAGAAGUAAAGAGCCUGUGUGACUCACAGGUCCCCAGAGAAGAAAGUCAUGACCCUGGAAUGUUGGACCUGGAGAAGGACAAAAUCCAUUGCUGUGCCCUGGGUUGGCUCUCAAUGGUUUAUGAAGGUGUGCCUCAGUGUCAUUGCAGAUCUACAGAAGAGAAAGAGAAAGACCAGUGUUCUUUGGAGAUCGACAGUUGCAAACAAGGAGAGCAGUCCUGCAAUAGUGGAAUCACUAUUUUUGAAAUUAAUCCUAUUUCUGAUAACUCAAAAACUCCUCUGAUCCAAGCAGCUGAGAAAGGCCAUUUUUCUGAAAUACAUGGUGAAAAGAUAAAAACAUCAAAAACAAAAGACAGCAGUUCAUCAAGGGUGGAGCAGGAAUUAACUGGUCAUUUUUCAGUUAAGUGUUAUAAGAAAGAUAAAGAUGAAUCUAAAACAAAACAAGAUAGCUCACUGAAAAUGGAGCAAAAAGUAAAAAAUGUUUCAUCUGAAUGUGACAGACCAAAUCCCUUAAAAAGCAAUAAAAUAGCAACCCCUGAAAUAUCUCAUGUGAUAACUUCCAACUCUGAUAAAAAUAUGCUGGCAUUUUCUAAACAAGCUUCUCAGGAAAGCCUACAGAAAAAACACGUAUCUCAAGACUCAGGUCCAGGAAAAGCACAUGUAGGACUUUUGCCAAAUAAAGAUCCAUGCAAAAGGAAUAGCAUUUUGGUACAGUCAGUGUCACCAGAAAAGAAAAAAAUAAAAUUCAAAGCGGGUGGCUCCAGACUGAAAUAUUUUGAAAAAAGAAAAACAGACCAUGUGCUUAUCCCAGAUGUAGAAAUAAAAAAGAAGAAAUAUGAAAAACAAGAGCAAAACAAAAACACUGGAGACACACUCAAACUGUGCAGCACUCUGACAGAACCAAACGAAAGCACCAGUACUAAAGAAAAGACAGUGCCAAGUUCUGAGUCCUCAGACUCAAAGGGCAGCUCCUCUAAGAGUACCAGAGUUAUAACCGUGCAGGAAUAUUUACAACGGCAGAAAGACAAACAUAUAAUAGGGAAUAAUGCUUCCAAAAACAUCUGUGUAGAGAAUGUGCCGUGUGACCCUGAUCCCGUGAAGUCCAGUAAGCAUUCUGCACCAGCAAGCUGGGGAAAGUUAAUUGAGGGGCAGGGUGUCAGUGCAGAGCCCUCAAAAGAACCAGAACGUAAUUCCUCCAGCCAUGGCAAAAAUCCCAAGGUCCACCAUUCUGAGGAGUUAAGGACAUACAGUGUGUCAAGAAAUAAAGGAAAAUUUGAUAGGAAGCAGCCAGACAAAGCCUAUAUUGAUAAAACCAAAUUAGAAAGAUUGACCAGUAUGAGUAAGUCCAGCCAGAUAUCUCUCCAGGUAAAGGAACAAAGGAAACAGUACCUGAACCGGGUUGCAUUUAAAUGCACAGAACGGGAAAGCAUUUGUCUCACUAAGUUGGACAGUGCAUCCAAGAAGUUUAGUAAAGAGAAAGAGAAGAGUAGGGCAUAUACACUUAUGACAAAAGAUGACACUGACAAACACAUGUUGGAGUUUAAAUUAUGUCCAGAUGUGCUGUUGAAGAAUACAAGCUCUGUUGACAAGCAGGAUGAGCCUGGGCCUGGGCCUGGGCAGGAUCAAGCACCUGUGCAAGUUUCAGGAAUAAAAACUACAAAAGAAGACUGGUUAAAAUGCAUCCCUACAAGGACAAAGAUGUCUGAAUCAAGUGAAGAAAUAGAUCGGGCUGAUUCAAGACUCUCUAAGAGAAGCUUCAGUGCAGAUGAAUUUGAAACGCUACAAAACCCAGUAAAAGACUCAAAUGUCAUGUUCCGGACCUACAAAAAAAUGUACUUGGAGAAGAGAAGCAGAAGCCUCGGGAGUAGUCCAGUGAAAUAGGCACAGGAUGUAGUGGUUUUACUUUACCACCCAGCUAUCUAACUUUUUCUUUUCAGGCUCCCUUGCUGGAAAUAACUCAGGACUUUCACAUUUGGAUUUCUCAGCCAAGGAGUUCAGUUACAGCUUAUGUCUUUCAUUGAUACUGUGUGACUGAAAUGUUGGAUUAGCUGCUGGUGAGCAGGCAAAGAAACAUUGCAUUUGUCUGGGAACUACAAAGUAUGUGAUCUUCUAUAUAGUUGAACCAUGUUUACUAUUUUAAGUCUUGUUGGCACAGUGGUGCACACCUGUGAUCCUAACAUUUGGCAGAUGGAGACAAGGGGAUCAAGAAUUGGUCAUCUUCAGCAGCAUAGUCCAUUGAGGUCAGUUUAGAUUACAUGAGAUCCUCUCUCCAAAAACAAAACAACGGCAACCAAAAAGAACGUGAAGGUGACUUACACAAAUCUUACUUUGAAAUGCUGUUAUGCUGACAUAACUAUUCAUUAGCUAAGGACUUAUUUGACUGGGACUGUAAAUAUAUUUUUGUUUCUAAUAAGCACAUUAGCAAAACUUAUUUUUCAGAAAAUACCCACUGUGAAUGUCAAAAGUAUAUUCCUAAGUAUUUUGUACCUUAUUGUAAAGGUUUUUUCAGAAGUCUUGUUUUAUACUUUUGUUAAACUGAAUGGAAUUUUUGGAAGAUGUCUUGACAUUACUUUUCAUACUUGAAAUAAACAUUUAUUUUUUAAAGAACUACA